Messenger RNA from Cheilinus undulatus (humphead wrasse), 353 nucleotides. Its product is annotated as protein S100-A1-like. The record is from RefSeq and is a predicted model, not a curated record. NCBI's taxonomy places the organism in Eukaryota, Metazoa, Chordata, Actinopteri, Labriformes, Labridae. Gene Ontology annotation, molecular function: calcium ion binding. The transcript is spliced from 3 exons. The coding region runs from base 74 to 346 and encodes 90 amino acids.
CUGCAGCCUCAGCGAGCAGAGCAGCAACUAUCAGCACCCAUCUUCAGACUUAAACUCUACCAAGGACUAAAACAUGGCACCCUCACUGCAGCAGAGUAUGAAUGACCUCAUCAACUUGUUCAGGUCCUACUCUGGAAAGGGGGGAGACAAAUACAAGCUGAACAAAUCUGAGCUGAAGCUCCUGUUACAGGAGGAACUGAGCGAUUUCCUGGCUGCCAGCAAGGAUCCCUCUGUUGUGGAUGAAUUCAUGCUUCAGCUGGAUCAAGACAGGGAUGGAGAAGUGGAUUUCAAAGAGUUUGCCUACACGGUUGUUUCAUUCACUGUCGCCUGCCAUGAAUCCUUGUGAUGACAUG